AUGAACCCCAACAAAACAAACUCGAGCAGAAUACGACGGAACCUCGCUAGUAAUGGCCAGACACCACCUGACAACCGCAAUCGUGGGAGUUCAAACAAGAGAGGAACAGUCAGUUUAGAGCGCUCGCCAAACAAGAGAGAUGACCUUGGCCAAAGACGUCGAGUUUCCACAGGCGAUGACAGCUUUCUAUCACAAUAUAUCAAAUCACUUGAAAUUCAAACAACUUUGAACGACCAUCAGCUAUAUUUUAAAGCUCUUGAGAAGCAACGCAAGGUUAAAUCACUUGAAGUAUAUCAAAAGUACUUGAAUUCAAAUAAAAAGGUUGAGCAUGAAAGAAAUUACAAGCAAUACUUGACGAGUAAGAUUAGUCCCAGACUACAGCGUCGUGAUGUACUGCCAUUGGAGCAUUCAAACAAAGACACAACAACUAGCAGCACAUCCACCAUAACAACAAAACCCGCCGAAGAUGAUAGGAUCAAAAAGACUAGCAAAGUGACAGUUUCUGAACCACAAAAGAGGAAACCACCUGCAACUCAUAUAACUCAUCAACUACCUUUAGAAUUUAUGGAGUGUCCUAUUGAUUAUCUCAUAGAUCUAAUAUCACGAAUGCUACAGUCAUUAAUCACAUUGAAUGAUAAGUCAGUGCCCCGUUCAAUCUCCAAUCCACCAGCAUCAUCAUCAACAGCAACACCAACAGCAGCAGCAACAACGGCAACUUCUUCAACUAGCAAUGGAUCACAAUCUUCCAAUAACUUGCUAACGAGAUACCACUCACGUACACCACCCGCAAUAUCUGCAUACACAUACCUCUCACGUCUAAGCAAAUUCAAUAACUUCAAUCCGGCGAUUUUGCUAACUACGAUUUACUACAUUGAUCUAUUAUCGCACCAAUACCAACCAUUCUUCACUUUAAAUUCAUGGACGGUGCACCGGUUCUUGUUGGUGGCGACCAUGAUUGCCCAGAAAUCCUUGGAGGAUUUCUUUUAUACCAAUGACCAUUAUGCUAAAGUUGGGGGUGUUGCACUUGGUGAGUUGAAUUGUUUGGAAUUGGAUUUUUUGAAUCGUGUGGAUUGGAGAUGUGUUCCUGGAAAGCAAGUUUUGAAUAAGGUUAGUGGGGUGAUUUGUACGAAUAUUGGUCAAGCUAAAGAUGUGUUGGAUUUGUAUUAUAGUCAGUUGAUUGAUUUGAUGGGGAAGAAUACGCAGUAUGGGAACCAUAAUGGGGAUGAACUGCAACUGCAACUGCAACUGCAACUGCAGAGGUUGGCGGUGUGUUAUGUUAAAGAACAAAGUGGAGGCCAUUAUGAUGGGGAAACGAGACGAAACGUAGUGAGGACAGCAGGUGGAACUCCUGUUAAUGGUGAAGAUGUAGAUGAAUAUAUUCUGGAGGAUGGAGAUGGAGAUGGAUAUGAAGAAGAAGAUGAUGAUGAUGAUGAAGAAGAUGAUGAUGAAGAUGAUGAAGAGGAUGUUGAUGAUGAUGACGAUGAAGAGGAUGAUGAAGAUGAAGAAGGUGACUAUGAUGAGGAUGAGGAACAUGACAAUCUAAGAGGCGUUGUCAAUGGUAAUGCCCAGCAACACUCAGAGUAUCCUCACCUGACUCCAGCUUACGAUGAGAAUGGGUUUAUCAGGAAUGGAUUCUCAUCGCCACAUUUGAAACGAAGAUACGGUGGUAGUCCAAGCCCAGAGUGA
Messenger RNA from Lodderomyces theae, 1686 nucleotides. RefSeq lists its product as uncharacterized. The record is from RefSeq and is a predicted model, not a curated record. NCBI's taxonomy places the organism in Eukaryota, Fungi, Ascomycota, Pichiomycetes, Serinales, Debaryomycetaceae. Gene Ontology annotation, molecular function: cyclin-dependent protein serine/threonine kinase regulator activity; protein kinase binding. The coding region runs from base 1 to 1686 and encodes 561 amino acids. Gene Ontology annotation, cellular component: nucleus; cyclin-dependent protein kinase holoenzyme complex. Gene Ontology annotation, biological process: regulation of cyclin-dependent protein serine/threonine kinase activity. The transcript has a single exon.